CAAUACUUCCGGGUUGGCGUUGCAGUGGCGCUUCCGACUGUGGGAGCCGCGUCUUCCCAGUCGUCCGAUGAGCCCGAGCAGCUGAGUCCCUUCCCUGUCUUUCACUCUUCUGGCAUCGGUGGUUUUACUUCUUCGAUUGAACCCUGCUUCCUCGACCCCCCAGGGAGGCCGCCUCCUUCAGGCGCCUCCCUUCUCUCCACGAACUCGCUCUGACAGCUGAGGAACUGGCAAGAUCCUGCUACCCAGAGGGUGAAUGGGUAUCUUUCCCGGAAUAAUCCUAAUUUUUCUAAGGGUGAAGUUUGCAACGGCGGCCGUGAUUGUAAGCGGACACCAGAAAAGUGUCACUGUAAGCCAUGAGAUGUCUGGUCUGAAUUGGAAACCCUUCGUAUAUGGCGGCCUUGCCUCUAUUGUUGCUGAGUUUGGAACUUUCCCUGUGGACUUGACCAAAACGCGACUUCAAGUUCAAGGCCAAAGUAUUGAUGUCCGCUUCAAAGAGAUAAAAUACCGAGGAAUGUUUCAUGCCUUGUUCCGAAUCUAUAAGGAAGAAGGUGUAUUGGCUCUGUAUUCAGGAAUCGCUCCUGCUUUACUAAGACAGGCAUCAUAUGGCACCAUUAAAAUUGGCAUUUACCAGAGCUUGAAGAGAUUAUUUGUAGAACGUUUAGAAGAUGAAACUCUUCUAAUUAAUAUGAUAUGUGGGGUAGUGUCAGGAGUGAUAUCUUCCACUAUAGCCAAUCCCACCGAUGUGCUAAAGAUUCGAAUGCAGGCUCAAGGAAGCUUGUUCCAAGGCAGCAUGAUUGGCAGCUUCAUUGAUAUAUACCAACAAGAAGGUACCAGGGGUCUGUGGAGGGGUGUUGUCCCAACUGCUCAGCGGGCUGCCAUCGUUGUGGGAGUAGAGCUACCAGUCUAUGACAUUACGAAGAAGCACUUAAUAUUAUCAGGGGUGGUGGGAGACACAAUCUUAACUCACUUUGUUUCCAGCUUUACAUGCGGCUUGGCUGGGGCUCUGGCUUCCAAUCCAGUUGAUGUGGUUCGAACUCGCAUGAUGAACCAGAGGGCAAUUGUGGGACAUGUGGACCUCUACAAAGGCACUUUGGAUGGUAUUUUAAAGAUGUGGAAACAUGAGGGCUUUUUUGCACUCUAUAAAGGAUUUUGGCCAAACUGGCUUCGACUUGGACCCUGGAACAUCAUUUUUUUUAUUACAUACGAGCAGCUCAAGAGGCUUCAAAUCUAAGGACUGAAUAUAUGUGAGUCAAGCCCUGCCAACCUUUCUACGCUUCUUUUCCCUUUUUCUGUGUUCUAAUGUAUUUUGACAAAGUUGUAAGUGUUUACCGGAUCAUUGGUCUCCCAAGGCCCUCCUGAUGGAAGAACGAUAGGAUGGUUCAAAAUUGCUCAUGUGUUUGUGUUGCCAUGUGAACUUUUCCCUGAGAGGGAGUAUUAACACUGAGACUCUGGCCCCAGAUUGGUAUCUUCUGUGAAGAUGGAUACUGAUAGAUGACACUCAAAAUGACCUUCUCUUCAAAUGUGGGUUAAAUGUAGUUUGUUAGCCCCAGACUUGGGCUAGAGCAGAAGGCAUAGGCCAGGGCAGUUACUGCUAUUUAUGUUACAGACCUCAGUUCUCAUUAAAGUAUUUAUUGGCAGAA
Orcinus orca (killer whale) is the source of this 1640-nucleotide messenger RNA. RefSeq names its product solute carrier family 25 member 14 (gene SLC25A14). Bases 254 to 1231 code for a protein of 325 amino acids. The record is from RefSeq and is a predicted model, not a curated record. Gene Ontology annotation, biological process: mitochondrial transport. The transcript is spliced from 11 exons. NCBI's taxonomy places the organism in Eukaryota, Metazoa, Chordata, Mammalia, Artiodactyla, Delphinidae. Gene Ontology annotation, cellular component: mitochondrial membrane.